AUGGCGCAGCAAGUCAAUUCGAAAAUUUUAUCAGGUGAUGGUCCUGAUGCGAAAGAAAAUUCUUCGCGUAAACAAUGCAAUUCAACGCCAUUUUCCAUACCUGAUGCUCGUCUACUUGGUAAUUCGAAUGCAAAAGGAGCAUUGCAACAGUUGAAUGAGCUGCUAAAUAUGCAUGUGGCUGGAAGGCCAAUGAACGACUUUGGUGGUUCGUUACCUUUCUCUUCAUUCUCAUCGAUUUGCUCUCUUUUCGGUCUCGAUUCACGUACUACACCGACAAUUCCAAUCAAUGACUUGCGGGGAGACGAGGCCGCCAGGUAUACGCGUGAAGAACGAUUAAUCCGAUGUCAGAUUGCGGCCUUAUGUCGACUUAUCGACCUCAAUGGAUGGACUCAGUCUAUUUACAAUCACAUAUCGGCAAAAUGUUCUCAAGGAGAGUACCUGAUCAAUCCCUUCGGACUUCUCUAUCAUGAAGUACAGGCAUCAACCCUGGUGAAGUUCUUUUCAUUUUCAGGGAGUGUGUUGGACCCUGGGAGCACAGUUUUGGGCGUUAACAAAGCCGGAUGGUGCCUGCACUCAGCAGUUCACAGUACUCGAGAUGACGUUAAUUGUGUAGCCCAUAUUCAUCUUCCUGAUGUGGUCGCUGUCUCGUGCAUCAAAUCGGGUCUUCUCCCAGUCAGUCCAGAGGCCGCAGAAUUGCUGCCAACAGUCCGCUAUCACAACUACGCUGGGAUAGUUACUGACAGCGCCGAAGCUGAUGCCAUUCGUGCGGACCUCGGAAGUGGCAAAAUUCUCUUUUUGCGCAAUAAGGGUGUCACGGUAGCAGCGUCGACCAUACCCGAGGCCUGGUAUCUCAUGAAACGCGUCAUAAGUGCCUGUCAAACUCAGAUGCGUUUGCUCCAACUGGGAUGUGGCACUAAUCUUCUCAAUGAGUUGGUCGUUCCCCCAUCUGCUGAAAAGGAUACUCCCGCCGGCACAGAAGGUGUACCAGAGCAAGUCAGCGGCUGCAAUGACGAUGUCCAGCACACCACGUUACCUGAAAGCCAUUCCUCCACUAACGGCGACGUCAACGUUGACGAUCAUCUCAAUGGCAUAGGUGCCAAAUCGACCAGCAGUGGAGUUACAGACCUUUCUGGGUGGGGAGUUGGCGAGAUGGAAUUUGAAGCUCAGAUGCGGAUGCUCGACAGCGCUGGGUACCGGACGGGGUACGCUUAUCGCAACCCUAACCUACUACGCCGUCAACCAACAGAAAUGCCUUGGUCUGCGAGUACCACCCAACGACAACAGACGGAUGACUUCUUCACAGGAUUCCUUUCAGAUAGCACAGUGGCAGAUGCCAGUGAUGUGGAUGACGUUGCAGCUGCCACUCAAGCUGGCGCUGCGCAGAUGACAAGUCCUGCUUUUGUUGUGUUUCAUGCCCCUCUUCCGUUUGCUACGCGCUGUCGCUACAUAGACCGUUUGUUCGCCUCCCGCACUCCUGCCUAUCAGUCGACUCCAUUGAAUGGACAGCACAUUCAAGAAAGUGUGGAGGAACUGGCGGCAGCCGCAGCAAUUCCUCCUCUCGAUUUAGCUGCAUCCGCCUCUUCCGGUUUCGACAAGGCUACACCGACGAAAUCUGGUCGAAAAAGCAUGAAAUCCCCAUUUUCUCCACGCAAUCGCUCGAAGGGGAAGAUUGAGGCCCCCGAAUGCGUCAUCGAGGAACCUCGAACUCCUCCCACUCCCAGGGCUGAUUUGGCCAGCCGCAGUGCCAGCCUCCCCGCUCACGCAAGGAAUCUGGUCAAAUUCCCGGCUCGUUUCAGCAACAGUCUAGAGCCCGUUGACGGCAUUGUCUCGGACGAUGAAGAGCAUAAGCUGAAAGCUGAGAAGAAAAAGAGCAGAUGGGGCAGUUUUCGCUUCCCUACUUUUAAAAAGAAAGUCAAGCAGGCUCCUUCAGCGGUCUAA
Molecule: messenger RNA, 1938 nt
Organism: Mesocestoides corti
Lineage: Eukaryota; Metazoa; Platyhelminthes; Cestoda; Cyclophyllidea; Mesocestoididae
Source: the annotation of a GenBank genome assembly